Cuculus canorus (common cuckoo) is the source of this 768-nucleotide messenger RNA. It is a transcript of the gene MCIDAS, whose product is annotated as multiciliate differentiation and DNA synthesis associated cell cycle protein. Gene Ontology annotation, biological process: negative regulation of cell cycle; negative regulation of DNA replication. The transcript is spliced from 3 exons. The record is from RefSeq and is a predicted model, not a curated record. Gene Ontology annotation, cellular component: nucleus. Lineage: Eukaryota; Metazoa; Chordata; Aves; Cuculiformes; Cuculidae. Bases 1 to 768 code for a protein of 255 amino acids.
AUGCCACCAGCGUUGGACUGCACUGACUUUGAUUUCUCACUUGGCGAGGAGGAGGUGGCCUUUGGCCCCUGCACCCCGCAGCUGGAGAGCAGCCUGCUGGCGCACAUGCCCCCCCAGUGCCUGCCUUCCCCCAGGUCAUGCUGGCGGGACUUGGCCAAUGAGCACCAGAAAGCCCUGGGAGAUGCUCUGGAGGCAAACAGCCAGCUGCAGGAGACCCUUGCGCAGAGGCAGGAAGAGUUGGUGACACUGCGGGAAAGCAACGUGCAGCUGAAGGAGUUGGCGAGCCAGGCCAGGCAGCUGGCUGCUGUCCUUGAAACGCUGAUGCUCCCGCAGGGCACCGACGGGGCGGGCGUUCCUCCUCCUCCUCCUCUUCACCCUUCCGCUGCCGCCGCCGUCCCGGCGGGGGCCUGGAGCGGUCGCGGGCGGCCGGAGCGGCGGGAGCGGGCGGCGGGCGUGGAUGCCAUGCUGCGGGACGUGUCGGAGAGGUGCCGCGCCGCCCUGCAGAGCCUGGGGGGCGGCUCGGGGGGCGGCUCGGGGGGGGACAGCCCCUCUGCCAAGCGCCCUCGGGCAGCCCCGCGGCUGCACGGCGCUUUCCGCGGGCUGCGCACGGGCCUUGCGGAGCCCGUCCCCGCGGGGCUGGAGGGAGGCGGCAGCCUGCGGGCCGCCCUGGGCCAGGCGGGCGGCAUCCGCACCCUCGCCUUCCCGCAGGGCAACGCCUUCACGCUGCGCACCGGCGGCGGGUACCGGUUCCGAUGGGUGCCGCGCUGA